Lipotes vexillifer (Yangtze River dolphin) is the source of this 1837-nucleotide messenger RNA. It is a transcript of the gene REL, whose product is annotated as REL proto-oncogene, NF-kB subunit. Gene Ontology annotation, molecular function: RNA polymerase II cis-regulatory region sequence-specific DNA binding; DNA-binding transcription factor activity, RNA polymerase II-specific. Lineage: Eukaryota; Metazoa; Chordata; Mammalia; Artiodactyla; Lipotidae. Gene Ontology annotation, cellular component: nucleus; cytoplasm. Bases 1 to 1785 code for a protein of 594 amino acids. The record is from RefSeq and is a predicted model, not a curated record. The transcript has 10 exons. Gene Ontology annotation, biological process: non-canonical NF-kappaB signal transduction; canonical NF-kappaB signal transduction; innate immune response.
AUGGCCUCAGGUGGUCAUAAACCAUAUAUAGCGAUAAUUGAACAACCCAGGCAGAGGGGAAUGCGUUUUAGAUACAAAUGUGAAGGGCGAUCAGCAGGCAGCAUUCCAGGGGAGCACAGCACAGACAACAACCGAACAUACCCAUCUAUCCAGAUUAUGAACUACUAUGGAAAAGGAAAAGUGAGAAUUACAUUAGUAACAAAGAAUGACCCACAUAAACCUCAUCCUCAUGAUUUAGUAGGAAAAGACUGCAGAGAUGGCUACUAUGAAGCAGAAUUUGGACAAGAACGCAGACCUUUGUUUUUUCAAAAUUUGGGUAUUCGAUGUGUGAAAAAAAAAGAAGUAAAAGAAGCUAUUAUUUCAAGAAUAAGGGCAGGAAUCAAUCCUUUCAAUGUCGCUGAGCAAGAGCUGCUUGAUAUUGAAGACUGUGACCUCAAUGUGGUGAGAUUAUGUUUUCAAGUCUUCCUCCCUGACGAACGUGGUAAUUUGACAACUGCUGUACCUCCUGUUGUCUCUAACCCAAUUUAUGACAACCGUGCUCCUAAUACUGCAGAAUUAAGGAUUUGUCGUGUAAACAAGAACUGUGGAAGUGUCAGAGGAGGAGAUGAAAUAUUUCUACUCUGUGACAAAGUUCAGAAAGAUGACAUAGAAGUUCGGUUUGUGUUGAACGAUUGGGAAGCAAAAGGUAUCUUUUCACAAGCUGAUGUACACCGUCAAGUAGCCAUUGUUUUCAAGACUCCACCAUAUUGCAAAGCUAUAACGGAACCGGUAACAGUAAAAAUGCAGUUGCGAAGACCUUCUGACCAGGAAGUUAGUGAAUCUAUGGAUUUUAGAUACCUGCCAGACGAAAAAGAUACAUAUGGCAAUAAAGCAAAGAAACAAAAAACAACUCUACUUUUCCAGAAGCUGUGGCAGGAUUGUGGAGUUAAUUUUCCUGAAAGACCUAGACCCAGUCCCCUAGGAUCAACUGGAGAAGGAAGAUUCAUCAAAAAAGAACCAAUCUUGUUUUCGCAUGGUGCAGUUUUGACAGAAACGUCCAGGCCAGUUUCAAGUCAAGCAGAAUCCUACUAUUCCUCAUCUGCGCCCAUCUCAAGUGCAUUGCCACAUAAUGCUUCGGCCAUACCCCCAAUGGUACCUCAGCCUUCUUCAAGCUGGUCAUCAGUGGCCCACGCCACCUCACGUUCAGUCAAUACAAAUUCAAUGAGUAGUUUUUCAACAGGGACAUUUCCCUCUAAUUCACAAGUUAUCCCACCAUUCCUGGAAAUGUCUGUUGUGAGUGAUUUGAAUGUGUCUAAUGCUUGCAUUUAUAACAAUACUAAUGACAUAGGCAGAAUGGAAGCAUCAUCUGUGUCACCAGCUGACUUAUAUGGUAUUUCUGAUGCCAGCAUGCUGCCUAAUUGCCCUGUGAACAUGAUAACGCCCAGUAAUGACAGCAUGAGGGAGACUGAUAAUCCAAGACUUGUGAGCAUGAAUCUUGAAAAUCCUGCCUGUACUUCAGUGUUAGACCCAAGAGACUUAAGACAGCUCCAUCAGAUGUCCUCUUCCAGUAUGUCAGCAGUCGCCAGUUCUAGUACUACUGCUUUUGUUUCACAGUCAGAGGCAUUUGAGGGAUCUGACUUUAAUUGUGCAGAUAACAGUAUGAUAAAUGAGUCAGGACCAUCAAACGGUGCUAAUCCAAACAGUCAUAGUUUUGUUCAAAAUAGUCAGUAUUCAGGUAUUGGCACUAUGCAGAAUGAACAAUUGAGUGACUCAUUUGCAUUUGAAUUUUUUCAGGUUAACUUGUAAGAUAUAAAUGGUGAUUCAAGAAUUAAAUCCCCUUAAAGGUAACCCUUUUGAU